Komagataella phaffii GS115 is the source of this 1032-nucleotide messenger RNA. Its product is annotated as Subunit d of the five-subunit V0 integral membrane domain of vacuolar H+-ATPase (V-ATPase). Bases 1 to 1032 code for a protein of 343 amino acids. Gene Ontology annotation, biological process: vacuolar acidification; proton transmembrane transport; vacuolar transport. The record is from RefSeq and is a predicted model, not a curated record. Lineage: Eukaryota; Fungi; Ascomycota; Pichiomycetes; Pichiales; Pichiaceae. The transcript has a single exon. Gene Ontology annotation, molecular function: proton-transporting ATPase activity, rotational mechanism. Gene Ontology annotation, cellular component: proton-transporting V-type ATPase, V0 domain; vacuolar proton-transporting V-type ATPase complex; fungal-type vacuole membrane.
AUGGAGGGUUUGUUCUUCAACAUAGAGAAUGGUUACAUUGAGGCUUUGGUACGUGGUUAUCGUUCAGGUCUGUUAACGUCAAGUCAAUAUAUCAAUUUAACCCAAUGUGACACAUUGGAAGAUCUCAAACUGCAACUGAGUUCCACUGAUUAUGGUAACUUUAUGGCUAAUGUUCCGUCGCCACUCUCAACUUCUACGAUUCAACGCAAAGCCAGUGAUAAGUUAUACGACGAGUUUAACUACAUUCGUUCUCAGUCUACGGAUUCACUAGCUAAAUUCAUGGAUUACAUUACUUACGGUUACAUGAUCGACAAUGUUGCUCUGAUGAUCACUGGUACCAUUCACGAAAGAGACCGUAGUGAAAUUCUGGACAGAUGUCACCCCUUGGGUUGGUUUGAUACGUUGCCUACCCUAAGUGUAGCUACCGAUAUUGAAAGUUUGUACCAGACAGUUUUGAUUGACACUCCACUGGCUCCUUACUUUUACGAUUGCCUGAGCGCUGAGGAUUUGGAUGAUCUCAAUAUUGAAAUCAUUAGAAAUAAGUUAUACAAGGCCUACUUGGAGGAUUUCUACAAGUUCAGCCAGACACUUCCAAGUCCUGCAAAUGAAGUCAUGGAUCGUCUACUACAAUUUGAAGGCGAUAAAAGAGCGAUAAAUAUUACACUAAACUCAAUUGGUACUGAGUUAACUCCUGAGGUCAAACUAGAAAUAUUCCCUCAGUUAGGAAGUUUGAUCCCUUUCCAUUUAGAACUUUCAAGAGUUGAAGAUUCGGAGACUCUGAAAGGUAUCGUUUCUAAUGUGGGAACAUACAAAGAUUUUUUCGGUAGUGAUGAUGAUAAAAACUUAGAAGACCACUUCUACCAACAUGAGAUGAAUCUUUGUCGAGACGCCUUUACUCAGCAAUUCACCAUUUCAACCAUCUGGUCAUGGGUGAGGUCUAAAGAACAAGAAGUCAGAAAUAUUACAUGGAUAGCAGAAUGCAUUGCUCAAAACCAAAAAGAAAGAAUUAACAACUACAUUUCUGUUUAUUAA